Molecule: messenger RNA, 858 nt
Organism: Necator americanus (New World hookworm)
Lineage: Eukaryota; Metazoa; Nematoda; Chromadorea; Rhabditida; Ancylostomatidae
Exons: 1
Coding region: 1-858 (285 amino acids)
Source: RefSeq, a predicted model, not a curated record
AUGUAUGCUGGCAAGACCACGACUCAGCCGAAGAAAAUCACUGCGCCAACGAAGCCGGCAACUACCACUGCGAUUUCCACAAUCUGUACCAAACCAGUUCCCAGCCGUAAGAGCACACCAGCUUCGGUAGACAGCACAAGGAAACGAUCAUGCGACAUCACGUCAGACGACAGUGCCGAAAACACGAUGGUAAAGAAAUCGCGUUUCGGGACGCUUUUGAAGGACCUCCUUCAGCAAGCCAGCAAAAUGCUUCUGCAGGCCGCUUCAAAGGUAGAACAAUUCGCACCCGCAACAGUCUCGUCCUCAGAGGCACUAAAACGCAUAGAACCGCUAGAGAAGCAAGUGAAGAAACAUCAUCAGCAAACGACGACACAGCUUCAAGAAAUACGAGAGGCCACAUCUGAAAUCCAGCAGAUCACACCAAUGCUAAAGCUGAUCGCUCAGAAAAAGGCACUGAUUGACGGAAAGGUUCAAAAGAUGGCCACCACUUCCAAUGUCAGAGAAGGAAACCUGGCUCACGGGAUUCGCUUGGACGACAUCGAGAACGAAAUCAAGAAGCUCCAUGAAGGAAUCGUCUUACCGGAUGUGCAAAAGCUGUCAUUUGACAUCAAUAUGAUGCACGGACGCUUCGACACACUAGAACGACACCUACUGCUUCCACCACCGACAACUGCGCCGCUGACAGAACGACACGCAAGAGAGGACCGCUACAAAGACUUGACAGGAGUACACGACGACCGCUACGACAAUGUACGACGGUCACGAGAUCAUCACCACGACGACUCGAGACGUGGUCGAGAAGUUCACCCAGAAGAUGUCAUGCGAGGAAAGGACGAUCGCGAUCUGAGUCGACACUGA